AUGGCGGAGGAGUUUGAGCGCUUCAAGCGCUUCGAAUACCGACAAAACAGUAACCUCGUUCUGCAAAGGGACACGUCCACGGGCGCCGCGCCCGCAGUCCACCUGGGCGAGCCGACCGGCGAGCCGGAGUCGCUCGCGGGUCGCAAGCUCUACCCUAUGGGCGACAAAGUCGAGCGCGGCCUCAAGAAGGAAGACAAACCUGCCGCGAAGCACGCCGACCCCAAGCGGGCCAAGCUCCGGAGAAACAAGUUGGACAUCAAGCGCGGCGCGACAGUCCUUGACGCCGAUGUGAGUGAGAUUUUCUUCUACAAGCCGACAACCCAGCAGACGCGUCUGGUGUACGAGCAGCUGCUGGUGACGCUUCAGCAGCAGCUCGGCGACCAGGCAGACGAGGUUCUCAAGGGCGCCGCGGACGAAGUGCUGGCGGCGUUGAAGGUGGACGGCUGCAAGGAUAGCGAGCGGAAGAAAAACGUGGAGCAAGUUCUCGGACCGCUGAGCGCAGACCGGUACACGCGCCUCCACCAGCUCUCAAAGAGCAUCACCGAUUACUCUCUGGGCGGCGAAGAAGAAGAUGGCGCAGCGGCAGCAGGCGGCUUGGACGGCUCGACUGGCGUGGCGGUGGUGUUCGAUGAAGAGGAAGAGGAGGAGGGCGACGCGGACGAGCUGAUGGAAGUCGAGGUCCAGGACGGAGAUGAAGAGGAGGAAGAUGAAGACGUAGAGGAAGUUGAGGACACGGAGCGGACGUAUUUGGCGGAGAAGAACCUUGACGACGACGACUUCGAGGCGCGGGAUGCUUACGACCUGGACAUCGCGAAGAUCGACCCGCACUGGCUGCAGCGCGAGUUGAACAACGUGUUCAAGGACCCCAACAAGGCUGUGGCGACGGAAAAAGAGAUUCUGUCGAUUCUCGCGACGCCUGACAUCCAGAAAUGCGAAAACCAGCUCGUGGUGAUUCUCAAGUACGAGAACUUCGAGCUGGCAAAGUUGAUUCUGAAAAACCGCUGGAAAAUCUUCUACGCGGUUCGCCUCGGGCAGGCGCAGAGCAAGGAGGAGAAGAACGCGAUCUUCGAGGAGAUGAAGACCUCGCCGGAGGGUCAGGAAGUUCUCGAGCUGCUUGAGUCGCUCUCUUCCCGGCGAAACAAAGAGAAGGAGAUCGCCAUUAACGUCCGCAAGGAAGCGGCCUCGCUGGCCGCGAAGGCGCAGGCGCGCGCCGCUUCACUCCGCGCCGCAGAGUUCGCGGACGAAGAGGCGGACGGGGGGGCGGGACUGCGUGCGUCGGGUCCGGGGCUGAAGGCCCGCGGCGCGGGCGACCUGGAUGACAAGGCGGGCGGGAAAGGCGACGGCCUCGAGAGUGAGUUGUCGCUCGGCGCGGCGGCUGGGCACGGGGUGAAGAGCGGCGCUAAGAAGCCGACCGCGGCGGUCGAUCUGUCUUCGAUUGCCUUUCACCAGGGCGGGCAUUUUAUGGCGAACACGCGCGUGAAGCUGCCUGACGGCGCGCAGCGCAUCGAGACGAAGAACUACGACGAGGUGAUCGUGCAGGCGUUCAAGAAGCCGGAGGAGACGCCCGACGCGCGGCGGCCGAUCUCCUCGCUGCCCGAGUGGGCGCAGCCUGCCUUCUCGUGCGUGAACAUCGAGACGCUAAACCCGAUGCAAAGCAAGGUAUACAAAGUCGCCUUCGAGGAGUUCAACGAGAACUUGCUGCUGUGUGCGCCGACCGGCGCGGGCAAGACGAACGUGGCGAUGCUGACGAUCCUGAACGUGCUGGGGCGCCACCGCAGCGCCAAGUCAGGGCACAUUGACCUGUCGAGCUUCAAAGUCAUCUACAUCUCGCCGAUGAAGGCGCUUGUCGCGGAGCAGGUUCAGGCCUUCUCGCAGCGCCUGCAGCCCUUCGGCAUCACCGUCCGGGAGCUGACAGGAGACGUGAACUUGACGCGGCAGCAGAUCGAGGAGACGCAGGUGAUUGUAACCACGCCCGAGAAGUGGGACAUCAUCACGCGAAAGGCUGGCGAGCGCGCCUACACGCAGCUCGUGCGGCUGGUGAUCAUUGAUGAAAUCCACCUGCUGCACGACUCGCGCGGGCCUGUGCUCGAGUCCAUCAUCGCGCGAACGAUUCGCCAGAUCGAGACGGCUCAGGAACACAUUCGCCUCGUUGGACUCAGUGCGACGCUGCCCAACUACGACGACGUCGCCGUCUGCCUGCGCGUCACCCCCGAGAAGGGCCUCUUCUUCUUCGGGAACCACUACCGCCCCGUCCCCUUGAAGCAGACUUACAUCGGCAUCAAAGACAAAAAGGCUAUCAAACGCUACAACACCAUGAACGAAGUCACCUACGAAAAGCUGAUGGAGAGCGCAGGGAAGUCGCAGGUGUUGAUUUUCGUGCAUUCACGCAAGGAGACGGUGAAGACGGCGCGCUUCAUUCGGGACAUGGCGCUUCAGAGGGACACGCUGCCCCGAUUUCUGCAGCACAUGACGGCGAGUCGGGAGAUUCUGCAGUCUGAGGCGGAGGCGGUGAAGACGAGCGACCUGAAGGAGCUGCUGCCCUACGGCUUUGCGGUUCACCACGCGGGCCUGCCGCGCACAGACCGCAAGCUGGUUGAAGACUUGUUCGCUGACCGGCACAUCCAAGUCCUCGUCUCGACGGCGACGCUCGCCUGGGGAGUCAACUUGCCUGCGCACACCGUCAUCAUCAAAGGCACGCAGGUCUACGUCCCCGAGAAAGGCGCCUGGUCGGAGCUGAGUCCGAUGGACGUCCUCCAGAUGAUGGGGCGCGCAGGCCGCCCUCAGUACGACACCAGCGGCCACGCCAUCCUCAUCACCCAACACAGUGAACUGCAGUACUACCUCUCCCUAAACAACCAGCAACUCCCCAUCGAAAGCCAAAUGAUCUCCAACCUCCCCGACAUGCUCAACGCCGAGGUCGUCUUAGGUUCGGUGCGGAGUCGUGAGGACGCGGUCAACUGGUUGGGCUACACGUAUCUGUAUGUGCGCAUGCUGAAGAAUCCGGCGCUGUAUGGCGUUCCGGCGGACGAAGUGGAGCGGGACAAGCUGCUGGAGCAGUACUGCGUAAACUUGAUUGACAGCGCGUUGAAGAUUCUGGACAAGCACUUUUUGAUCAAAUAUGACCGGCGGAUCGGGGCGAUUCAGGUGACCGCCAUGGGGCGCGUUGCGAGUCACUACUACAUCAAGCACCCGACGAUCGCGAUCUACAAUCAACACAUGAAGCCGACGCUCUCAGACAUUGAGCUCCUGCGGCUCUUCUCGCUCUCCUCUGAGUUCAAAUACAUGCCCGUGCGCGAGGAAGAAAAAGUCGAGUUGCAGCGUCUCAUGGAGCGCGUGCCGAUCCCCGUUAAGGGGUCGCCAGACGAAACCAGCUCGAAAGUGAACGUCCUGCUCCAGGCCUACAUCAGCAAACUGAAACUCGAGGGCCUCGCGAUGAUGGCCGACAUGGUGUACGUACAGCAGAGCGCCAACCGCAUCAUGCGCGCCAUUUUCGAAAUCUGCCUCCGCAGAGGCUGGGCGAUGCUCGCCAUGCGCGCGCUCCAGUUCUGCAAGGAAAUCGACCGACGCAUGUGGAGCACCAUGACACCUCUUCGGCAGUUCAAGGUUUUGCCGGAGGAGCUGCUGCGCAAGAUUGAAAAGAAGGACUUGCCGUUUGAGCGGUACUACGACUUGACGUCGACGGAGAUUGGCGAGCUGGUGCGCGUGCCUAAGAUGGGCAAGCUGCUUCACCGUCUCAUUCACCAGUUUCCAAAACUUGAGCUCGCCGCCUUCGUGCAGCCGCUCACGCGAACCUGCCUCGUCGUCGAGCUUACCAUCACGCCCGACUUCCAGUGGGAUCCCAAAGUCCACGGCAGCGGAGAGGUCUUCUGGGUCGUCGUCGAGGACGUCGACGGCGAGCAAAUCCUGCACCACGAGAUGUUCAUCAUGCCGCCGUUUACGGGAGAGGUGGAGCACACGUUGUGCUUCACGCUUCCCAUCACCGACCCGCUGCCGCCAAACUACUCGAUUCGCGUCGUCUCAGAUCGCUGGCUGCACUCGCAGUCUUCUCUCCCGAUUUCCUUCAAAACGCUCAUUCUCCCGGAGCGCACGCCGCCGCACACCGAGCUCCUGGAUCUGCAGCCCCUGCCCAUCUCCGCUCUGCGAGACAGCAAAAUGGAGCAACUCUACGCAGGCAGCUUCAAGGCCUUCAACCCGAUCCAAACGCAGGUCUUCUCGACGCUGUACACGACGAACGAGAACGUGCUGCUGUGUCUGCCGCCGACGAGUGGGAAGGAGAUUUGCCUGGAGUUUGCGCUGCUGCGCAUGUUGAAGACGGAGCCUGCGAGUCAGUGGAAAGCUGUCUACAUCGCGCCGCAUCCCCUCGUCGUGAAGGAGAGACUCGAGGACUGGGUCGCGAAACUCGGCCGCGGGCUGGGCGUGAAACUCGCUGAACUCACGGGUGAAAUGCAGCAGGACAUCAAGCUUCUGGAACAGUCGCAGCUGGUGCUGGCGACGCCGGAGAAGUGGGACUUUGUGUCUCGGCGCUGGAAGACGCGCAAGGUCCUGCAGUCGAUUCGGCUGCUUCUGGUCGACGACUUGCAUCUGCUCAACUCGCCGGUGGGCUCCACGCUCGAGAUCUGCCUCUCGCGAACGCGCUACAUCUCCGCGCAGCUGCAGCGGCCGAUCCGCAUCGUCGCGAUGGCGAACUCGCUCGCCAACGCCAAGGACGUUGGCGACUGGCUUGGCGUCAGCAGCAGCGGUCUCUUCAACUUCCAUCCGAGCGUGCGAACGGUGCCCUUGGAGAUCUCGCUUCACGGGUUCGAUGUGUAUCAUCGCGAAGCGCGGCUGCUGGCGAUGAACCGCGCCGUCUACCAAGCGAUCAAACUCUACACAGCCACGACCGACGAAGACCGCAGCUCGAGUCGAAAGCUGAAGAACGUGAUUGUCUUCUGCUCUGACCGCCGCCACUGCAGGCUGACGGCGAUCGACUUGCUGCUGCAAGCUGCCGCAGACGAUGACCCCAAGAAAUUUCUUCACGUCUCGGACGAAGUGAUGAGCAAAUACACCUCUGUGGUCCGCGACAAGAUGCUGUUGGAGACGCUCGCGUACGGCAUGGGGCUGCUCCACUCGGGGCUGUCGGCGGCUGAGCAGCAGCUCGUCCAGCAGCUGCAUGCGGCCGGGGCGAUUCAGGUCGUCGUCGUCGCGGAGGAGUGCGCCUGGGGCUUGCAGAUGUUUGCUCACCUCGUCGUCAUCGUGGACACCAAGAAACUCACGGAGAACGGGUACGAAGACUACACUGUAGCCGACGUGCUGCAGAUGCUGGGUCACGCGACACGCGCGUCGAUCGACAGGCACGGCUACGCAGUGCUUUUUUGUCUUUCUUCCAAGCGAGAGUUUUACAAAAAGUUCAUUUUCGAGCCGCUGCCGGUGGAGUCCCAGCUGGAGCAGAACCUCGUGGACCACAUCAACGCAGAGGUGGUGCUGAAGACGAUCGAAAACAAACAAGACGCAGUCGACUGGCUGACUUGGACGUUCCUCUACCGACGGCUGGCGAAGAACCCGAACUACUACGGACUACAAGGUGUGACACAUCAGCAUCUCAGCGACUACCUCUCGGAGCUCGUCGAGUCCGGUGUACAUACACUCGAACAGGCGCAGUGUGUCUCGGAGCAAAACGAAGUCGAUCUGCAGCCGCUCAACCUGGGUCUCAUUGCUGCCUUCUACUACGUCAAAGUCAACACCAUCGAACUUUUCAAUCGCUCGCUGACGCCGACUUGCAAACGCCGCGCCCUGUUGGAGAUCCUCGCGGCGUCCUCUGAAUUCGGCACGCUGCCGCUGCGUCCUGGCGAAGAGGGAACCCUUCGAGGGCUGGCGCAGCGACUUGGCGUGCGGCUGCCCGCCAACGCGGAGGACCUGAACAAACCGAGCACAAAGGCGUUGAUUCUGCUCUACGCGCACUUCAACCGCUUGCCGCUGCCGAGUGACUUGAUCGCGGAUCAGCGGCAGCUGCUGGAGCCGUCGAUUCGGUUGCUGCAUGCGCUCGUGGACGUCAUCUCUUCGAACGGCUGGCUGGUGCCGGCGCUCUCUGCGAUGGAAAUCUGUCAGGCUGUCGUCCAGGCCAUGACGACGGCUGCGCUCGGCGGCGGAAACGCCACACAGUGCAGUCCACUCAAGCAACUCCCUCACUUCACCGACGAACUCGUCGAGCAAGCAAAGGAGAUGGGCAUCGAGGACGUCUUUGACCUGAUGAACAUGGAAGACAAGGAGAGAGAAAAACUGCUUAAGCCUCUCAGCCCGUCGCAACUCAAGGACGUCGCGAAAGCCAGCAACCGGUACCCGGUCAUCAACGUGGAGUAUCGGCUGUCGAAGAAGGAUGAUGUGCUCCCCAACGAAAGCAUCCAGUGCACGGUCACGCUCGAGCGAGACUGCGCCGACGAGACGGCGGGGGCUGUCUACGCGCCGUUCUUCCCGCGCGAGAAGGAGGAGCAAUGGUGGCUGGUUAUUGGUCAGGCGUCUGCGAACUCGCUGGCCGCGAUCAAGCGGCUGUCGCUGAACAAGCCGACUACUUCCGUCACGCUCUCCUUCGAGGCCGCGGAGACCGACGGCAAACACGCGUACGUUCUCUAUCUGAUGGCGGACUCGUACGUGGGCGGCGACCAGGAAUACAAAUUCGACAUCCGCGUGCGGUCGUGA
Besnoitia besnoiti is the source of this 6672-nucleotide messenger RNA. Its product is annotated as putative activating signal cointegrator 1 complex subunit 3 family 1 ASCC3L1. Gene Ontology annotation, molecular function: nucleic acid binding; ATP binding; ATP hydrolysis activity. Bases 1 to 6672 code for a protein of 2223 amino acids. Gene Ontology annotation, cellular component: nucleus. The record is from RefSeq and is a predicted model, not a curated record. The transcript has 18 exons. Lineage: Eukaryota; Apicomplexa; Conoidasida; Eucoccidiorida; Sarcocystidae.